Molecule: messenger RNA, 2897 nt
Organism: Mastomys coucha (southern multimammate mouse)
Lineage: Eukaryota; Metazoa; Chordata; Mammalia; Rodentia; Muridae
Gene: Ano9
Product: anoctamin 9
Exons: 24
Coding region: 63-2312 (749 amino acids)
Biological process (GO): chloride transmembrane transport
Cellular component (GO): plasma membrane
Molecular function (GO): chloride channel activity
Source: RefSeq, a predicted model, not a curated record
CUCUCAUACCUGCCAGUGCCAGCAUCCAGAGCCCCACGUUGACUGGGACACCAGUCACCAGCAUGCAGCGUAAUGAGAGUUUCCAGAUCUUGGUGGGGUCAGAAGGGGACCACUUGCCAUUGAUGGAAAUGGGUAGUUGUAAGCCUGAUGCCUCUGAUCAAUGGGACUGUGUCCUGGUGGCUGAUCUUCAGACCCAGAAAAUCCAGAAGCAUGUUCAGAAGCAACGGCAGUUCCUAGAAACUCUCGAGAGCAAUGGCUUCCACUUCAAGGUGUUAAAGGACCAGAAGAAGGUGUUCUUUGGGAUCCGAGCUGGCAGUAGCGUCAUUGACAUGUACCGGACUCUCCUCAUGAAGCCUGAAGAUCUUAGCUCUAAAGCCAAGCAGAGCUUCAACAUAGCUACCACAAGAAUCCGAAUCGUGAGCUUUGUCGUGAACAACAGGAUGAGACCUGGUGACACCUUUGAGGAUCUGGUGAAGGAUGGGAUUUUUGAGACCAUGUUUCUUCUGCACAAGGGGGAAGAAGAACAACACCUGAAGAAAACAUGGGCUCGGUGGAGAAACAUGUUCCAGCCACAGCCAAUUGAUACAAUCAGGGAAUACUUUGGCGAGAAGGUGGCUCUGUACUUCACCUGGCUUGGCUGGUACACCUACAUGCUGGUGCCUGCUGCUGUGGUGGGCCUCAUCGUCUUUCUGAGUGGCUUUGCCCUGUUUAAUUCCAGUCAGAUCAGCAAAGAGAUCUGUAGUGCCCAUGACAUCUUCAUGUGCCCCCUUGGUGACCACAGUCGCAGGUACCAGCGGCUCUCAGAGAUGUGCACUUUUGCCAAGCUCACUCAUCUCUUUGACAACGAGGGCACUGUGCUAUUUGCCAUCUUCAUGGCUCUCUGGGCUACGGUCUUCCUGGAGAUCUGGAAGAGAAAGCGUGCCCGUGAGGUCCAGAUGUGGAACCUGUAUGAAUGGGAUGAGGAAGAGGAAGAGAUGGCCCUUGAGCUCAUCAACUCACCGCGUUAUGAGCUGAAAAAGCACCGUCAUUCCUACCUGAGUAGCACCAUCAUCCUGAUCCUGUCCCUGUUCAUGAUCUGUUUAAUGAUUGGCAUGGCUCAUGUGCUGGUUGUCUACCGUGUGCUGGCUGGUGCCCUCUUCAGCAGCCUCAUGGAGCAGCAGGUGACCACUGCGGUGGUGGUGACCGGGGCAGUGGUACAUUAUGUAAUCAUUGUCAUCAUGACUAAGGUCAACAAAUGUGUAGCCCUGAAGCUUUGUAAAUUUGAGGAACCCAGGACCUUCUCAGAGCAAGAGAGCAAGUUCACUGUCAAGUUUUUCAUCCUGCAGUUCUUCGCCCACUUCUCCUCUCUCAUCUACAUUGCCUUCAUUCUGGGCAGGAUCAACGGUCACCCUGGGAAAUCCACACGCCUGGCUGGCCUGUGGAAACUGGAGGAGUGCCAUCUCAGUGGCUGCAUGAUGGACCUGUUCAUCCAGAUGGCCAUCAUCAUGGGCCUGAAGCAAACCCUGAGCAACUGCGUUGAGUACCUGCGCCCGUUGUUGGCCCAUAAAUGCCGCUUAAUGCGGGCUUACAAACAUGGUCACACGUCUGAAGACCCAGAACUGAAGGAGUGGCAGCGUAACUACCACAUGAAUCCAGUCAACACCUUCAGCCUGUUUGAUGAGUUCAUGGAGAUGAUGAUCCAGUACGGCUUCACCACCAUCUUUGUGGCUGCCUUCCCACUCGCACCCCUGUUGGCGCUCUUCAGCAACUUUGUGGAGAUCCGCCUGGAUGCCAUCAAGAUGAUCAGACUACAGCGGCGCCUGGUUCCUCGGAAGGCUAAGGACAUAGGGACCUGGCUGCAGGUGCUGGAGACCAUUGGAGUGCUGGCAGUCAUUGCCAAUGGAAUGGUCAUCGCCUUCACGUCUGAGUUCAUCCCCAGAGUAGUCUACAAGUACCACUAUGGCCCGUGCCGAACCAAUCACACCUUCACAGAUGACUGCCUCAAGGACUAUGUCAACCAUAGCUUGUCUGUCUUCUACACCAAGCACUUCAAGGACCAUGGCAGGAUGGAAGGGCAAGAAAAUGUGACCGUGUGCAGGUACCGGGACUACCGAAAUGACAUUGACUACAACUUCUCUGAGCAGUUCUGGUUCAUUUUGGCCAUCCGGCUGACCUUUGUUAUCCUCUUUGAGCAUUUUGCCCUGUGCAUCAAGCUCAUCGCUGCGUGGUUUGUGCCUGAUGUGCCCCAGUCAGUGAAGAAUGAUGUUCUGACAGACAAGUAUGAGAGAAUUCACCGUAGAAUGUGCUUCAGUUCCAGGAGUACAGAUGUAUAGACAACCUGGGUCAGGUGGAGAAAUGCUGCUUUUCAGAAGCCUGGAUCAGGAAGAAGCCCCCACCUCUACAUCUUGCCCCUGUCCAUCACAAUGUGUAUGCAUGUGUUGAGGGAGGCUGUAAAAUGGUCCGUCUAUAUGUAGGCUCCUGGAUGGUCUACAUAUAUGUUAAUGCAUGAAGGUCAUAGGAGGGCCUUGAAUAUAUGUAUGUGUAUAUAGGCAUCCUACAAAGCCCAUGUAUAUAUGUUAAUCAUGGGAUACUUGUAUAUGUAGGGGUCAUUGAAAUUACAUGUAUAUUUAGGGUAUUUAUGAACAGCACAGCUGUGCCUGUGGGAUUUGCUUCAACUUUCCUGGGGUUCAAGUUGGUACAGAUCUUACUUGAGACUCUUGAGUGAGCCUAGUACCUAUAGAAUUGCAGGCUGUUUGUAAAACCCCCACGCAGUAAAAUUAGCCUAAAUUCCACAGACCUCCUGCUUUGCAGGAGGCCCUAGAGACUAAUUUCCGGGUGCCCUCCCCCCAUUAACCUGGAUCCCCACAGCCGGCAAAACUUUUUACAAACAAAAUAAACCUGUGUGUAUUGAUUUCUGA